Messenger RNA from Raphanus sativus (radish), 3391 nucleotides. Its product is annotated as probable WRKY transcription factor 19. Gene Ontology annotation, biological process: defense response; signal transduction. The record is from RefSeq and is a predicted model, not a curated record. The transcript is spliced from 4 exons. Gene Ontology annotation, molecular function: protein binding; ADP binding. The coding region runs from base 188 to 3115 and encodes 975 amino acids. Lineage: Eukaryota; Viridiplantae; Streptophyta; Magnoliopsida; Brassicales; Brassicaceae.
GCAGAAAUGUCAAAUUUGACAUCUGAGUCAAUCUCAAAAUCGUUCGGUGAGAAAACCAUUUCUGGGGGUAAAUAUUAUUCUUCAAGCAACAAUACCCCCAAAAAGAAAAGAAUUAUCGGCAAACACACAGAGAUCAGAAGAGGGCAGAGCUGCCUCAAAGAUUUAAGAAAAGAAGUCCGUCCGUAUAAUGAAACUGUUACGAGGCAUUAGCCAAGACACCGACAUGAAGCAGAGACGGCAGCUUAAGAUCCGUGGUCAUCGUCCUUCGCCUCUCAGUGUCAACAAAGACUCCCACAAGAUUCAGAAGAAACCUCCUCAACGACGAGAGCCGGUGGUUGCCUCGCCCAAGGUCAUACUCACCCCAAUGAAGGAUUUAAGAAGCGUCGUAGUCCACCGACUCACGGGGGUUGACAACUCUGUUUUGGAAUUAGAAUUCAUUUCAGCAGCCUUUGGACCAGCCUCGAGAGAUUACCAAGUCGUAACUAUAUACAGGAAAGGUGACAUAAGCAAUGUUGAUUUCAAUAAGGUCGUCAGGCGACUCACAAGGAAUCAUAAUAACUCUGCCUCUUGGCCUCUAAACAACUCGUGCAAGUAUCUGCAAGAAGCUGUGUUAAGCACACCUGUUGCAUCAGAAUAUGAUGUUGUUUUGAGAUACAGAAGAGGUGGUUGCAUAAGCAACGACAAUUUCGUUGCCCAUCUUCGUGCAGCCUUGUACCGGAGAGGGGUUUCUGUCCGUGAAGACAUGGAUGAUGAAGUGAACGCAGCAGUUCCAGAAUGUAAGGUUUUGAUCAUAUUCUUAACCAGCACAUACCUCCCUUCCAACCUCUUAAACAUUGUUGAACAACAAGGGAAAGAGCCGCCUCGAGUGGUGGUUUAUCCUAUUUUUUAUGGAUUAUCACCAUCUGAUGUGAUCAGUAACAGCAAUAAUUAUGAGAGACUUUUUCACCAAGACGAGGCGAAAAGGUGGCAGGCUGCUUUGGAGGAAAUAACUCAGAUGCAUGGCUACAUACUGACAGAUAAGUCUGAGUCUGAACUUAUAGAUGAGAUUGUCAGAGAUGCUUUGAAGGUGCUGCGUUACAACAAUAAGAAGAAUACGAUUGGGAUGGAUAUGCAGAUAAAGGAGAUCCUGUCACUGCUACGCAUAGAGUCUCCAGAUGUUCGCAUCGUAGGCAUAUGGGGUACUGUUGGAAUAGGAAAAACAGCCAUUGCUGAAGAGAUCUUCCAUAGAAUCUCUGUCCGAUAUGAGACUUGUGUCUUCCUUAAGGACUUUCAUAAAGAAGUCGAGUUAAAAGGGUACUAUGCUGCAAGGGAGGAAUUUUGGUCAAAACUUUUAGAGGUAGAACCUGAUGUCGUACGUACUUCAAACAUUAAAACAAGCUUCUUGAGGAGCAGGCUUCAGCGUAAAAGGGCCCUCGUAGUUCUGGACAAUGUGAAUGAUUUCAGGGAUGUUGAGACCUUUUCAGAGAUGCUUAGCUAUUUUGGUCCAAGAAGCAGAGUAAUCAUAACGUCUAGGAACAGACACGUUUUUGUACUAUGCAAAGUUGGUCAUGUCUAUGAGGUCAAGCCAUUAGAUGUUUCUAAGUCUCUACAACUUCUCAUUCGUGAUACAUUGCAAACUACUUUGUCACACGAGGUUUACAAGACAUUGUCACUAGAGUUGGUCAAAUUCUCAAAUGGAAAUCCUCAGGUUCUUCAGUUCUUAAGCAGAUCUAGAAGAGAAUGGAAAAGUUUAUCACAAGAAAUUCAGAAAUCUUCUGCCAUUUACAUUCCAGGUAUAUUCGAAACAAGCUGUUGUGGGCUUGAUGACAAUGAAAAGAGUAUAUUUUUAGACAUUGCAUGUUUCUUUAAAAGAGCGGAUAAAGACCAUGUUGCAAUGUUGCUUGAUGGGUGUGGUUUCUCUGCACAUAUUGGAUUUAAAAACCUUGUUGACAAAUCACUGUUAACCAUAUCACACAAUAUGGUGGACAUGCUCUGGUUCCUCCAGGCAACAUGUCGAGAAAUGGUUCGCCAAGAAUCAGUUGACAGGCCAGGAGACCGCAGCAGGUUGUUGGAUGCUGGAGAUAUUAGGGAAGUAUUCACAGAGAACACUGGCACAUCAGCUGUUGAGGGGAUUUUCCUGGACAUGUCGCAGUUGAAAUUCGAUGCAAGUCCCUAUGUAUUCGAGAAAAUGUGUAACCUUAGACUGUUAAAGCUUUAUUUUUCCGAAGUGAUAGAGAACCAUGGAGUGUCCUUACCUCAAGGUCUUGAAUACUUGCCGAGCAAGCUAAGGCUUCUGCACUGGGAACACUAUCCUAUGAGCUCUUUGCCGCAAUGUUUUGAUCCAAAGAACUUGGUAGAGCUUAACUUGCCAAAUAGUUGUGUGAAGAAACUUUGGAAAGGCAAAAAGAGUCUGGAAAAGCUUAAAAAGAUGAGACUUAGCUACUCCGACCAGUUAACAAACAUCCCAAGACUUUCAACUGCGCCAAAUCUUGAGCUUCUUGAUCUUGAAGGUUGCAACAGUUUGGUGAGCAUCAGCCACUCUAUCUGUUAUCUUAAAAAGCUUGUUUCUCUAAAUCUGAAGGACUGCUCGAAUCUUGAGAGCCUACCAUCUACGGUUGAGUUAGAGUCUCUUGAGGUUUUGAAUCUUUCUGGCUGCUCAAAACUAGAGACUUUCCCGGAGUUAUCACCAAAUGUGAAAGAACUGUACUUGGGUGGGACUAUGAUACAAGAAAUACCAUCAUCAUCCAUCAAGAACUUGGUACUUCUUGAAAAACUUGACCUGGAAAACAGCAGAAGUCUCGUGAAUCUUCCAACGAGCAUAUGCAAGUUAAAGCAUCUUGAAACACUGAAUCUGUCAGGCUGCACAAGCCUUGAGCGUUUUCCAGACUUGUCUAGAAAAAUGAAAUGCUUGAAGUCUCUGGAUUUAAGCAGAACGGCCAUUAGAGAGCUACCAGCCUCCAUUUCAUAUUUGACUGCUCUUGAAGAGGUAAGAAUUGUGGGAUGCAAGAGCCUCGAAAGAUUGCCUGACAACACGUGGAGCCUAAGAUUCAAGGUUGAAUUUCGCCAGAUUGAUACAGAGAAGUUUUCGAAACUGUGGAAUAGAUUUGGAUGGCUCAAGAAAGUUCAGAUCUCUUAGUUUCUUUUUUCUUUACUUGACACAACAAAGAUUGUUGCUGCUGUAUGUAAACAUGUGAAAUAUAUAUAUAUAUAUAUAUAUAUAUAUAUAUAUGAGCAGAACUAAGGGCUGAAUCCGCCUACGUCUGAUUCUAUUUCUAUAUCUGAAUGUAGAGAGUCUGAUAUUCAUUAUGUGGAUAUCUGGUAAAUGUUUGUUAUUUUACUUGUGUUCUUAGCUUCUAAUACAAUUUAAUGAUGUAGUUCGAAAUUGAUGCUGCUGUGGACUUGUUUGUUGAAU